Oryzias latipes (Japanese medaka) is the source of this 884-nucleotide messenger RNA. RefSeq names its product centrosomal protein 20 (gene cep20). Lineage: Eukaryota; Metazoa; Chordata; Actinopteri; Beloniformes; Adrianichthyidae. Gene Ontology annotation, cellular component: motile cilium; centrosome; ciliary basal body. Gene Ontology annotation, molecular function: protein binding. The record is from RefSeq and is a predicted model, not a curated record. Gene Ontology annotation, biological process: microtubule anchoring; cilium assembly.
AUUUGCGCAUGCGCACACUGAUGGGUAACCUGUUACCGAUCAGGUAGCGAGAGUUGAUUCUAUAGGAACAAGAACUUUUAAAUUACACUAUAUCGUGCACCAUGUGGUGAAGGAAUUUGGACAUACCCAGUGAAAAUGUCCUCUGUUGUAGUUACAAGACUCCAUCGCUAGAGAGCAGUAGACAGUAGGCCCGACCAGGGUUUGUUUACAUCUUCAACAAUGGCGACCAUCACGGAACUCAAAAGCGCCAUCAGGGACACUCUAGAGUCUCGCGGCGUUCUGCACGAGCUCAGGGCCCGCGUGCGAGCGGAAGUGUUUAGCGCCCUGGACGUGGAGCGCCAGUCGCUGCCGCCGCUGUCCCACGAAAACCUGAUCAUCAACGAGCUCAUCCGGGAGUACCUGGUGUUCAACAGGUACAGGCACACCGCCUCUGUUCUCACAGCAGAGUCAGGGCUACCUGAAGCUCACCUGGACAGACAGUUUCUCGCAGAGGAGCUGAAAGUGUCACAGGAUGCGAGCUCCAAGUCUGUACCUCUUCUGUAUGGCCUGGUGUCUCACUUCAUGAACAGCGGUGAUAACAGAGGAAGCGUGUUUCUCCAGGGAGGAGCGUCUGUAAAACCACCUGCAGGACCUCAUCAGUAAAUAUGGCUGGAGGUUUUAAGAAGCUCCGGCUGUUGAUUCCUGUUCACAUCCCAGAGAGAUUGCAGCAGAUACAUUUAAGCGUUUUAAAACGUCUCGUGUAAAGUAUUGAAUGUUGUCGUUUAUGGUUUUGUUUUAUUGGUGGAACUGGUGCUGAUGGUUUUAUUCUCAAUUGCUCAUGUUUUAAAAAUGUUUUUAUACUCACAUUUGGGAUGUUCCAAAUAAACUUUUGUGCCAAACACUAG